AUGCGCAUCGAACUGUUCGGACACACAGAAUUACAAGUCCGCUCAAGCAUUCUAAAGGAACAUUCGGACUUUUUCUUCAAAUUCCUCGAUUCGCCCGAAAAGAACCAGUCGGAAGAUUCGGAAUGGCAAUAUGACUGGGUCAGUGAAGUAGAAGAUGAUGGAGAAUGGCAUCUUGUUGCUAAACAAAAUAUGCAAUCAAGUCUCGUCGACAAUGUCCUCAGUGAGGAAAAUGCAGAUCUCCAACCCCUAGCAUUCUGUUUCAUGAUCAAUGCUAUCGAUGCACUCGCUCGCCGAAUCAGCGAAGAACCCGAGCACUUCAUCGAGCUCGCCUACACCUUCCGCAACAAAACUCUUUUCCGCGAAUGCGCCUUCCACAACGCAGGAGACAUCGAGGCCUCACAGCCGGAGCCCUACGGUCUUAUUCUCUACGAUGGACAUUUCCCGUGGGACGUAGACGAAAUCGACGACUCUGACGUUUCCUUGCCUAGCCCGUCGAAAAAGCGGCGAUUAGAAUAA
Molecule: messenger RNA, 516 nt
Organism: Botrytis fragariae
Lineage: Eukaryota; Fungi; Ascomycota; Leotiomycetes; Helotiales; Sclerotiniaceae
Exons: 4
Coding region: 1-516 (171 amino acids)
Source: RefSeq, a predicted model, not a curated record